AACCAUCAUCCACCCCCUCCUCCUCCUCUUCUCUCUCCACUUCUAUCUCAGCUCUGCGAAGAAGAAAAACGCGGAAACCAAGGAUUGAUGUGUUGCUCGGCUUGACAUUUUAUACAUAUUUGCGCACAAAAUCCCCAACGCUUGACAGCUUUGCGAACAAAUACUAACACCGCUUUUUACGAUUUCUGAUGAUUUUCAUGUCAUGACACUAGACGGCUGUGUAUGUACAUGCGUCCGUUGUGCUCGGGGUGGCCGUGAUAUAACCGUGUAGGAUCGUGUGGAUGCUGGGGGAAGAGGCUCUGACGCUCCGGGGAGCUUCGACCAACCCUCCGUGUCGUCCUUGUUCCUGCGACCGGCUGCAUGACCGGUGAUGCUCGGGCUCUUCGCCUGGAUGCGACCCUCUCUCCGCGGUGUGCCGUCGGUACCGCUGCCUGUAUCCCCCCAUAGCAGAUUUCCACUGUCGCCGGAGAAAGGUCUAGGGACCACAUAUGGAAACUGGGGAUCAGAAUUUUAGGAAAAGGGAAACUAAGCAGGCUGUCGUUUGAUUUUCACAAGUUAAUUUUUCCUGCUCCUUUUGGCUUGACUUUUCGUUUUAUUUGAAGAGAGGGGUUGAUCGUCCUUGGUUGGUUUAUAUUUCCUUCAUCUCUUAAGGAAUGUUAUCAUGGCAGUCAUGGUAAUGGCUAAUUGUUUGCCAUUUCUUACCAUUCUUUCCUUGAUUUUGGGGGAGCGCUUGAUUCUGCUGGUUUGAAUUUGUUCUUUUACACCUAGUCCUUUUUUCCAAUAUUUUCAGCCCUGUCUGUCUGUCUUGCCUGUCUCCCAUCAUCCUCUUCCCUAUAUAGGAAUACAUGUGAUAGCGUGAUUCCUCAGAAAUGCCUGAGAUGAGCCUCCAUAACUCACUGUUCCACUGUGUUACAUCAAGGUAGUCAGAUCUCACCCUCAAUCCUUUCAUCUGUUUCGGGUCUUCUACAUUUUGCCUUUUUUUUUUGUGGCUGAUUUGAAGAAGUCAAGCUGCCAACUGUGUUAGUCUUAACCACCCUCCACCCCCCACAACCUGGUGUUUCUUCAUGUUUCUGUAUGAAUUAAUUCACACUGCAUGCAUGUGUGUGCUUGUCCGUGUACUGAUGUGAGCCUGAAAAUGACAGUAGGAGGCUGUGUGGGAAAAAUAUCAAGCGCUACAUGCACAUCAUUCUAUUUAUCACCGUCAAAGCUGUGAGGAUUGUAAUACGUGCAGCUGCUUUUGUCAGCUCAGAAGGCCAAAUUCAGGCCUGAAAAAAAGAUCAAAUAGAAACAGAGAAAAAUCCUCCAUCUUCUCAUUAUUUCGGCCUUUUUCAGAGUUUGACAUUUAGAGGCAAAGUAGGCCUAGAUCCUGGACCAGUGCUCCUGUGGGAUCUGCAAGAAGCCUGUGUUUUUAGGUCAAGAUUUUGUUUCAAGAGAAGGGCAACUUCCUGCCACCUGAGGACCAGAACUUUGCAAAGCUCCUAGCCAAAGACCUUUUGACCUGUCUUUUGGGUCAAACAGCCAACCCUACACUCUCCUCUUAAUUUUCACCUGUUUGUUGUCCCACCCCAAAACCAACCAUACGAUUUCCCCCGAGCUCCCCUAAUUCCCCCGCCCCCCCAGCGGCCCCCCGCUACCGACGUCCGCCCGACAUCGCCCACCCCCCAUUUUCCGAGCUGGCGUGGCGACGCAAACUCACAAAUAUUUACUUCCUGUACAUCAAGAGGAAAGGGGGCUCCCCUUUCGUGGAAUGCGGCAACAUGGGCGUUUUUGACCGCGGAGUUCAGAUGCUGCUGACCACGGUAGGGGCCUUCGCCGCCUUCAGCCUUAUGACCAUAGCCGUGGGGACAGACUACUGGCUGUACUCGCGCGGAGUCUGCAAGAUCAAGAGCAACAACGAGAACGAGACCAGCAAGAAGAACGAGGAGGUGAUGACGCACUCGGGCCUCUGGAGGACCUGCUGCCUGGAAGGUUCCUUUAAAGGCAUGUGUAAGCAGAUAGAUCACUUCCCUGAGGAUGCCGACUAUGAGGCGGACGCUUCAGAGUACUUCCUUCGUGCCGUACGAGCCUCCAGCAUCUUCCCCAUCCUGAGUGUGAUCCUGCUCUUCAUGGGGGGGCUCUGUAUCGCCGCCAGCGAGUUCUACAAGUCACGCCACAACAUCAUCCUCAGCUCCGGCAUCCUUUUCGUCUCUGCAGGUCUGAGCAACAUCAUAGGCAUCAUUGUGUAUAUAUCAGCCAACGCCGGGGACCCUUCCAAGAGUGACUCCAAGAAGAACAGCUACUCCUACGGCUGGUCCUUCUACUUUGGUGCCCUCUCCUUUAUCAUGGCCGAAAUGGUGGGCGUGCUGGCCGUGCACAUGUUCAUCGACCGCCAUCGGGAGCUGCGUGUGGGGGCACGAGCCGCUGACUACCUCCAAGGUGCGGCCAUCACACGCAUUCCUAGCUACCGCUACCGUUAUCGACGCCGCUCACGCUCUUCGUCCCGUUCAACAGAUCCCUCGCACUCUCGUGAAGCAUCGCCAGUGGGCCUGAAGGCCUUCGGGACGCUGCCCUCAACUGAGCUGUCCAUGUACACGCUGCCCAAGGGCCAAACGGGCACCCCGACAGCCACCUAUAACUCCACGGAGAGGGACCACAACUUCCUGCAGGUCCACAACUGCAUCCAGAAGGACCUGAAAGACUCAGGCGGCAAUUCCGCCAACCGACGCACCACACCUGUAUGAAACUGAUGGAAGGACCUCAGACACUAGAAAAAUCAGAGGGAAUCUGGGGGGAGGCGGCAGAAGACAGAUAAUGGUGUAAGGCAACAGGAAGAGGCUUAUGGAUGGGGUCAGGAGUUAGCAACAGAGGGGGAGUUCUGAACACUCCACAGCACCUCAGAUGAUCAUUGAGUUUCUGUUUUAAAAAAAGGAAACAGAGAAAAAAUGCAUAAAAAAAGAAACAUGCAUGAUUUUCCCAUCUACCAUUGUUUAACAAGUUUUGAACAUGUUUGUAAAGAUUUGAGGGUGAGGAUGGGGAAAGAGGAGUGGGGAGGGGGGUGGGGGUGGCCGGUGAUUGUCUGUCUCGGGGCUGUGGAACAAUGGAGUGGUGAGCUGGGCCGGACUACUUGUUAAAAGGCGAUCUUUAUAUUUUUUACUCUUCCGCAGUCUGAUGGAAAAGGCGACGUAGUUGACCCCUCAGCCCCGCCUAUGAUCCCGCCCUCACACUACCAUCCCACAAGCCCCCCAACACACAAACCCAACCUCCCUUUGACCCAGCUCCUUUCUUUAGUUGCUGUAUCUUCUUGAUUUCAUUCUUUAUUCGCAUUAAUACUGUGAACCUUUGCGGUGUGGGAUUUUAGCAGGGAGCAACUCAAACCGCAAAAAAAAAAAAAGACAAAAAAGGAAAAAAACACGUAAGUUAAUAUAUGUAUUGAUUAUAUAAAUAUAUGAAUAUAUAUGUUAAUAAAUCAUGACUAGAUUUCCCUGGAGCAAAAAUACCAACAAGAAAAAAAGAAAACGAAGUAACCUACAAGUGAAACUAAAUAAAGUCUUCACGGAAACCAAACCAAGCCGGAGGAUUCAUCAAGACUGGCUCGAUUGAAGGGCAAAGGCAUCAUCAGCCUUCUUAAUAAACUGAUAUUGGUUAGUAUUAGACACAUUAUAACAUUCUUUUUCAACUACAAAAAAAAUCUUUUGGCCUCCUGCCGAAACCCUGGCAGCCACCGUUAUUCAAGGUAACCAACAGGUCAAAGGUUGACCUUGCUUCUUUUCUUUUUUUUUUUUGCUCCAUAAAGGGGCGGAGUGAAGUGAGAACUCUCGUCGGCAGAUGAUCUCUCAGUAAACUUCAUCAAGACUGUGGACAAUGAAGCGUCACUACUGCCAAAGACACAAAGUAGUGCGUGAGAGAAACAUGGCUACCAGCAAGGUGAAGCUAAGUGACUCCAAAAAAUUAAGAAUUUACAUGCAUGCUAAUCAAAAUCAUCCGGUCUGCUUUUAAGGAACCUAUGUUUUGAACAACUGAACAAUGAUACCAUGUAAGGGCAGAGGGGUGUCAAAGUAGAAAUUAAUGUUACAGUACUGUGUCUAUUUCAAUUUUUCAUUUCUUUUUUAUUUUAACAGGGUUAUUUGGGUUGGGGCUUCAUUACGCUUGAAACAAAAAGAACAGACUUUUGAGAACUUAUCAAAGCUUUUUUUUUUUUAAGAAGACAUUUUUGCCUUUUGAUUUUAAUUUCAUUUUCUCAGACUCUCACACAGCCUUAGUCUCUUUUUUUGUCUCUUUUUUUCUUGUUCUUUGGGUUUUGCGUUGUGUUGUUGUAAAUGAGAAUUUAAAAAAAGCAUAAUGUCUUUCAAGGUGCCAAAACUGAAUGAUUCUGAACUUGGAUGCAUCAAGUCCUGAUGACGAAUAAAAAUUGAACCCCCCUGCAGGGAACAAAAUGA
Molecule: messenger RNA, 4415 nt
Organism: Labrus mixtus (cuckoo wrasse)
Lineage: Eukaryota; Metazoa; Chordata; Actinopteri; Labriformes; Labridae
Product: voltage-dependent calcium channel gamma-2 subunit-like
Exons: 4
Coding region: 1758-2720 (320 amino acids)
Biological process (GO): calcium ion transmembrane transport; regulation of AMPA receptor activity; neurotransmitter receptor transport, postsynaptic endosome to lysosome
Cellular component (GO): postsynaptic density membrane; AMPA glutamate receptor complex; voltage-gated calcium channel complex
Molecular function (GO): channel regulator activity; voltage-gated calcium channel activity
Source: RefSeq, a predicted model, not a curated record